UGAGGUAGUGAUUUUCUAUUUAUACCCCUCCUCAUCACGCACCAAGCAUUUCAUUUCAAUUCCUGCAAAUUGUACGUGUUGUUCAGACUUCACACUCCCACUCACACUAUAGAGUAGAGUGUAGAAAACCAAAACCCAAAAACCCUAGCUUUGUUCUCGUUCCAGGAAACGCAUUCAUCGGAAUGGGUCACGUCGGUUCCAGCAAGGGUGGCACCAAGGCAGGGAUGACCGCCGCGAUGAUGGAUAUCGACGAUGACGUAAGCGACGACGACCUCGGUGACCUCGACCCGACCAACGCCGAAAUCCUCGAAGAAUUCGGCGGAGAAGACGCAUUCAGGUACCACUGCAAGAAGUUCUCGAUGCUGUUCUUCGAGGAGUACGGUCUGAUCAGCCACCAAAUAAACUCCUACAACCACUACGUCACCGUCGGCCUUCAGAGAACCUUCGACGGCUUCGGCGACUUGGUCGUAACGCCCGGCUUCGACCCUUCCAAAAAGGGAGAUAACGAGCACUACCGUUACGCCUCCGUCAAGUUCGGCAAGGUCAAGCUCGACAAGCCCAUGUGCUGGGGCGGUGAGUUAAACAACCAAGAGUUAAAGAUGCUUCCGCGUCACGCGCGGCUUCAGAGGAUGACCUACGCGUCGAAAAUGAAAAUCUCAGUUAAAGUUCAGGUGUAUGUUCCGAAGAAGAUUCGGAGUGAUAAGUUCAAGACUGGGAAGGAAGAGUUCCUUGAUAAGGAGAUUCUGAAGGAAGACGAGAAGGAGAUCAUCAUUGGGAAAUUGCCUGUCAUGGUCAAGUCGGAUUUAUGUUGGAUGAAAGGUGAAAAGGAUGAUUGUGAGUUUGACCAUGGAGGUUACUUUCUCAUCAAGGGUGCCGAGAAGACUUUUAUUGCACAGGAGCAACUGUAUUUAAAGAGGCUUUGGGUUAUAAACAGUCCAGGUUGGAUGAUUGCCUACAAGUCACAGAUGAAGAGAAAUAGGAUGGUUAUUAAACUGGUAGGCAAUUCUAGGACUGAAGAAGGGGAGAAUGGAGACAUGUUUCUUAAUGUUUAUUUUUUAUCUGUUGAGGUUCCUGUGUGGGUACUAUUUUUCGCACUUGGUGUCCAAUCUGAUAAAGAAGUUGUAGAUCUCAUUGGUUGUGACAAUGAUGAUGUUAGAAUUCAGAAUAUUCUCUUUGCGUCUGUUCGUGAUGCUGAUGAGAAAUGUGGCAGUGCAUUUGGUAGGGGUAGGAAUGCAGUUCAAUAUUUAGAGAAGUGUAUAAAGAGUGUCCAAUUUCCGCCUCCUGAGUCUAUUGAGGAGUGCCUUGAAAUUUAUCUCUUUCCUGGGAUCAGCGGCUUAAAGAGAAAGGCACGCUUCCUUGCAUAUAUGGUGAAGGGUCUCUUGCUGGCUUAUACCGGCCGCAGAAAAUGCGACAACAGGGAUGAUUUCCGUAAUAAGAGGCUUGAAUUGGCCAAUGAGCUUCUUGACCGUGAGCUGAAAGUGCACAUAGCACAUGUUCGGAAGAGAAUGUCCAAGGCACUGCAAAGGGAUCUCUAUGGAGAUAGAGAUGUACGCCCCAUUGAGCAUUAUGUUGAUGCGUCAAUAAUUUCAAAUGGUUUGCAAAGGGCAUUUUCAACAGGAGCAUGGUCACAUCCGUACAAGAGGAUGGAAAGGAUCUCUGGUGUGGUUGCAACUGUAGGGCGCACUAAUCCCUUACAAACCAUGGCUGAGCUAAGAAGAACGAGGCAGCAAGUUCAGUACACGGGAAAAGUUGGGGAUGCUAGAUAUCCGCAUCCUUCUCACUGGGGCAAGGUUUGUUUUCUCUCUACCCCAGAUGGUGAAAAUUGUGGACUAGUAAAAAAUAUGGCUGUCACGGGACUAGUAAGCACUGAUGUAUCUAAUGCAUCUGAAUCUAUACUGCCUACAUUGUUGGAUUGUGGGAUGGAAGAACUUGUCAAUGAUACUGAAACUCAUCUGGGAAACAAGGAAAAAAUUUUCCUAAAUGGUGAUUGGGUUGGAGUGUGCCCUGAUUCCAGUUGGUUUGUGGCUGAGCUACGAAGUAAAAGACGAAAAAAUGAACUGCCUCAUCAGGUGGAAAUCAAGAGAGAUCAAUCUCAACAUGAAGUGCGUAUUUACUCUGAUGCAGGAAGGAUUCUACGUCCUCUUUUAGUAGUUAGUAAUCUACUAAAAAUUAAAAGAUUUAAAUCAGAACGUUAUUCUUUCCUUACUCUACUGGAAGAAGGUGUUGUUGAACUAAUUGGACCUGAAGAAGAGGAAGACUGCUGUACUGCUUGGGGCGUUCAGUAUUUAUUUGGAAAAGAGGGGAAAAGAUCUGUCAAGUACACACAUUGUGAACUUGAUAUGUCUUUCUUAUUGGGUUUAAGUUGUUCACUUGUCCCAUUUGCCAAUCAUGACCACGCAAGGAGGGUGCUCUACCAAUCUCAGAAGCACUCCUCACAGGCUAUUGGCUUUUCUACUUUAAACCCAAAUAUUAGAGUUGAUACUUUGUCUCAUCGGUUACACUAUCCCCAAAGGCCCCUUUUUCAAACAAUGACUUCAGAUUGUCUGGGAAAACCAACUCCACUGGGUCAAAGUAAAAUUCAUCCAAAGCCAGAAUUCUAUAAUGGGCAGAAUGCAAUUGUGGCUGUCAAUGUACAUCUGGGAUACAAUCAAGAGGAUUCCUUGGUGAUGAACCGGGCUUCAUUGCAGCGUGGUAUGUUCAGGUCUGAGCACAUAAGGAGUUACAAAUCUGAAAUUGAUAAUAAGGAUUCUUCAGAUAAGAGGCGCAAACCUGAAGACAUUAUAAAUUUUGGAAAGCUUCAAAGUAAAAUUGGUCGAGUUGAUAGUCUUGAUGAUGAUGGCUUUCCAUAUGUUGGGGCAAAUUUGCAAAGUGGUGAUAUUAUUAUUGGGCGGUGUGCUGAGUCUGGUGCAGACAAUAGUGUGAAGUUAAAGCAUACUGAAAGGGGUUAUGUACAAAAGGUUUUGCUGUCUUCAAAUGACGAGGGGAAAAAUUUUGCAGCGGUUUCAUUGAGACAGGUUCGAAGUCCAGUUCUUGGUGACAAGUUCUCCAGUAUGCAUGGACAAAAGGGUGUUUUGGGAUUUCUGGAGUGUCAGGAAAAUUUUCCUUUCACUAGACAAGGCAUUGUUCCUGAUAUUGUCAUUAAUCCGCAUGCCUUUCCCUCACGACAAACUCCUGGCCAACUCCUAGAGGCUGCUUUAGGAAAGGGGAUUGCUUGUGGUGGUACACUGAGACAUGCUACGCCUUUCUCCACUCCUUCUGUUGAUGCCAUUACUGAUGAGCUUCACAGAGCUGGGUUUUCGAGAUGGGGAAACGAGAGGGUAUACAAUGGAAGGACUGGUGAGAUGGUCCGAUCACUCAUUUUUAUGGGACCAACAUUUUACCAACGUCUGCAUCAUAUGUCUGAAGACAAGGUUAAAUUCCGCAACACCGGUCCUGUUCACCCGUUGACCCGACAGCCUGUAGCUGACAGAAAACGAUUUGGAGGUAUCAAGUUUGGUGAAAUGGAGCGUGAUUGCUUGAUAGCUCAUGGUGCUUCAGCCAACCUGUAUGAACGCCUCUUUACACUUAGUGACUCGUCUCAGAUUCACAUCUGCACCCAAUGCAAAAAUGUUUCAAAUGUGAUCUUGCGCCCAGUCUCUGGUGGCCGGAAAGUACGAGGUCCUUAUUGCCGCCACUGUGAAUCCGCAGAUGACAUUGUGGUUGCCCAUGUUCCAUACGGGGCAAAACUGUUAUGCCAGGAGCUCUUUAGCAUGGGCAUAAAUCUUAAAUUUGAUACCCAACUUUGCUAGACGGAACUCUUAACAUGUAUCUUUUGUUCAUUUCCUUGACUUUGUUCAGUGUAGAUAUCACUUGAUGUUUUGUUGAAUGCUUUAGCCAGAUAACAUCAUAUCCGAGCUUUAAUUUCUUUUAGUA
Vigna unguiculata (cowpea) is the source of this 3912-nucleotide messenger RNA. RefSeq names its product DNA-directed RNA polymerases IV and V subunit 2-like. Gene Ontology annotation, biological process: DNA-templated transcription. The record is from RefSeq and is a predicted model, not a curated record. Gene Ontology annotation, molecular function: DNA-directed RNA polymerase activity; ribonucleoside binding; DNA binding. Lineage: Eukaryota; Viridiplantae; Streptophyta; Magnoliopsida; Fabales; Fabaceae.